AUGCCUUCCAUACAGUUUUACCUUCUAGGACAAGACCCUGCUACAGGGCAUGAGAUCGAGGUUAAUUCCAGCGAAGUUUCUGACUAUGACUCGCUCCGUCUGCUGGUAGCAGGACACUUUGCUGUCUUGGAGCCGAGUGGUAUCGACUUCUCCGUGGACAACGAGACCUUGACAGGGGUGUCCGAGAUCAUCAACAGUCAGCAACCGGUCGCAAUCACGAUUGACGGCAAGCAAGUCAGAGAUGUGCCAGGUCCCAAAGGUUUCCCUUACAUUGGGAACUACUAUGAGAUAUACCCUGAUCAUCUUGGCAACCAUCAGAGACUGUUCGACACAUACGGACCAGUAUUCAAGACGUCCAAUUUCGGAAGUGUUGUCUAUCAAACCAAUGAUCCUGUGAUCGCCAACCAUGUAUUCAACGAGAAUGGAUUCUUCACCAAGCAAAUCACACCUGAGCAUCCGCUCUUCGGCAUCAUGGACCAAGAAGCAGGCUUAUUCCUUGCCGACACAGACACCGAAGCAUGGAGAUUGACACACAAAUUCCUUCCACCAGCCUUCUCACCAAAGGCUGUCAGACAUUACAGCCCUAAGAUGCAGCAAACCGUGGAGUCGGCAUACAAAGUGUUCGAUCAAUUGGACGAGCAAGGUGAUGCUUUCAACGUUUAUCUUUAUAUGUUGAAGCUGGGCUCUCAAGCAGUUGGUCAGCUUACACUUGGCCUCGACUUUAACCACUUCUCCUCUGUGUAUGCACCUAUGCACAAGAUGGUGCGCGACAUUGCGGAGCUACUCGAACUGAACAAGAAGGUCUCUACUAUGGGAGCAUGGUACUCAUACUUGCCUUUCGGCGAUCCAGCGAGAUUGAGACACGUCAGGAACGAACUUGAACAGCAGAUGGAAGCGGCUAUUGCUGCAGUGACUCCCAAUGGUGUCGAAGACCUCGAAUUGCAAGACGCAGCACUCAAAGCAUCAUGUAUUGCAGACUAUGCGGUUCGUGCUGUUGACAACCAAGGCGAGAAGCUACCGAAGCGUUACAUGAGUCACUCGAUCAUGGUUGCAACCGCAGCCGGAUUUACAACCACCUCAUCGCUUCUCUCAUGGCUCCUCUACGGCUUGACAACGUACGAGGGUAUGCAGGAACGUCUUCUGCAAGAGCUCAUUGACAACGACAUCGACGACGACACAGUACUAGACGCCGAUAUCAUCGGCAAGCUUCCCUUCCUGGACAAAUACGUGAAGGAGAUGCAGCGUAAACAUAACCCAUCCUACCAGCCUGGUCGUACAGCUCAACACGAUUUGAUCCUGCCGGGAGGUUAUAAGAUACCCAAGGGUGGCAUUGUCAUCCCUGCACUUCAUCACAUCCACAACAACCCCAACCUCUGGGACAACCCGGCCAAGUUCAAUCCUGAUCGCUGGGACACCGAGGAGGUCAAGAACCGCCACCGCUCCGCCUAUGUUCCCUUCGCUCAAGGUCCUCGUGGCUGCAUCGGAUUCAACUUCGCAUUACUCGAAGUAAAGAUCUUCCUGCCCAAGCUGGUAUAUCGUUACCAUUGGUCAAAGGUUGAUGAGGAGGCUGUGGAAUACGAUCCGUUCUUCCAACUCAUUAGGCCUACCAACUUCAUGGCACGGGCGGAGAGAAGAGUCAAAUGGCCUGCAAAGUCUGCUUGA
Aureobasidium namibiae CBS 147.97 is the source of this 1662-nucleotide messenger RNA. RefSeq names its product cytochrome P450. The transcript has 2 exons. The record is from RefSeq and is a predicted model, not a curated record. Gene Ontology annotation, molecular function: oxidoreductase activity, acting on paired donors, with incorporation or reduction of molecular oxygen; heme binding; monooxygenase activity. NCBI's taxonomy places the organism in Eukaryota, Fungi, Ascomycota, Dothideomycetes, Dothideales, Saccotheciaceae. The coding region runs from base 1 to 1662 and encodes 553 amino acids.